Phyllostomus hastatus (greater spear-nosed bat) is the source of this 1066-nucleotide messenger RNA. It is a transcript of the gene SNF8, whose product is annotated as SNF8 subunit of ESCRT-II. Lineage: Eukaryota; Metazoa; Chordata; Mammalia; Chiroptera; Phyllostomidae. Gene Ontology annotation, biological process: protein transport to vacuole involved in ubiquitin-dependent protein catabolic process via the multivesicular body sorting pathway. Gene Ontology annotation, cellular component: ESCRT II complex. The record is from RefSeq and is a predicted model, not a curated record. Bases 103 to 879 code for a protein of 258 amino acids. The transcript has 8 exons.
UGACGUAGGACCGCGCUUCCGCAUUGGGGAGCCCGCCGCGGAUCCCGGGAAGCGGAGACCGGGGGUCCCGGCAGCGGGGCGGCCCGCGGGCCCACGGCGGGGAUGCACCGCCGCGGGGUGGGAGCCGGCGCCAUCGCCAAGAAGAAGCUUGCCGAGGCCAAGUAUAAGGAGCGGGGGACUGUCUUGGCUGAGGACCAACUGGCCCAGAUGUCGAAGCAGUUGGACAUGUUCAAGACCCACCUGGAGGAGUUCGCCAGCAAGCACAAACAGGAGAUCCGGAAGAACCCCGAGUUCCGGGUGCAGUUCCAGGACAUGUGUGCCACCAUCGGGGUGGACCCGCUGGCCUCUGGAAAAGGCUUUUGGUCUGAAAUGCUAGGCGUGGGAGACUUCUACUACGAGCUGGGCGUCCAGAUUAUUGAAGUGUGCCUGGCCCUGAAGCACCGGAACGGAGGUCUGAUAACUCUGGAGGAGCUACAUCAACAGGUGUUAAAAGGAAGGGGCAAAUUCGCCCAGGAUGUCAGCCAAGACGACCUGAUCAGGGCCAUCAAGAAACUAAAGGCACUUGGCACUGGCUUCGGCAUCAUCCCCGUGGGCGGCACUUACCUCAUUCAGUCCGUUCCAGCUGAACUCAAUAUGGAUCACACCGUGGUGCUGCAGCUGGCCGAGAAAAGCGGCUACGUGACCGUCAGCGACAUCAAAGCCAGUCUUAACUGGGAGACAGAAAGAGCGCGGCAAGUGCUGGAACACCUGCUGAAGGAAGGGCUGGCCUGGCUGGACCUGCAGGCCCCAGGGGAGGCCCACUACUGGCUGCCCGCCCUCUUCACUGACCUCUACUCCCAGGAGAUCACAGCUGAGGAGGCCCGAGAAGCCCUCCCCUGACCCAGGGGUGCGGAAGCAGCGGCAGCAGCAGGCAGAGAGAAGAGGGAGGACCUGAUGGUGAAUAAAAACUGGACAACUUUGUUUAAAAAAAACCAAAAACCCACAGAAAAGAUGUUCCAAGUUUUUUUCUUCCCCCAAUUUUCUUCACUUAUUACUUUAUUUCUUUUUAAAGUGCCUUCACAUUGCA